AUGAGAGCUGAGGCCGUGAGCUUCAUCUUUGAACAAGUUUUUCUACCUCCAAAACUGCCUCAAGAAUAUCACAACGAAUCAGGCGCUGAUGAUCUUCUCAAAGAGAUCUCACAUGCUGCUCGUGAUUUCUCGCAUGGCUUUCCUGUACCCAGCAAUGAGCGCCACAUCUGGACGCAGCUAUCACGCUCAUUAAUCCAGUGGAUUAAGGUCUAUGACCGGGGUGUUCCGUGCCGCGACGUCAUCACCACUACUCUUGAAAACAUCCGUCAAGACGACGUCUUGCUUUUCUACAUCGAGCCUCAGAAUGCUGCAAUCCUGGUCAGAAACAGACCAAAGGGCGCCGUAUUCGAGUGCUUCGAGGUGCUUGCCAAGACUAGUGCGGUUGUAAAUGCUAAAGACGCGCUGAUUCGACAUUUUCCAACACGCGCGGCCUUCUUGUCGAAAGAGAGACUCGCUGAUAAGUCUUUCAUUAAGGAACUCGGAAAUGCAAUCUACAUGCUGUCUGUUGAGCCAUUGCAGAUGGCUAUGGAAAAAACAAAGAAAGGAGACAACAUUAUGGUUGAGGAGCGCCAAUCCGUCCACCCGAGAGCUGUCAGUGAAUGGCUCUUCAGCAUUUUGGGUGCUUGCGGGAAGGCCGCGUCGAGUGUCGCAAUUUGCAAACGUGUACAUGACGAUGUUUGCUGGAAGAAUGCCCACUUGCCCUGGAGCCGCUCAGGUGUUUGGCUGUCUGCCCGAGUUGCUCUUCAGAUCGCCCUCAUCAACGCAGACCUUGAAGGCGUAGGGAAUUGCCAUUACAAAAACUUCAUGCUAUUCCUUUUGUCUAGGGUAGCAGUUGGUAUUGUCGCCAUCGACUCUAAGCCUGAUGUUCUCCACGUUCUGCGUGUGAAACUAGCCAGACGAAAUGCCAAACUGGGAUCGUCUACCUUUGGCUUUGUCCAAAACAUUGUUGAUUCGACCUUAAACCUCAUCGAAGACAGCAUCCGACGUCAGUGGACAGAAGCCAUCGAGAGAGACACAAUUAUCGUUCCACUUGUGCCUCUCUACCAAGUAUCGGAUCAACUGAUGUUGAAGAACAGUCGCCCUAUUUUGGACAACACUUGGAGCCGCUCUCAGAAAGCCUUUACUUACUCGAUCACCCCUUACACUCCUCCAUCAUCCGCAAGAGUGGCCUUAUCAAAACGAAAACUGCCGCAAGUUUCAACCUUCACAACCACGGAAGACAUCCUCUUUUGUCUUGUCGACUUUGAGCUAUGGGUUGAGGAGUGCCUGAGCAGUUGGUUAGCUGCCAACAUGUCAACCUCAUCUGCAUGUACUUCCCUCGCUCGACUGAUGCAGAAAUAUUAUGCUGUGGCUAAAGGGAAGUACCAGUCACAUGUAGAAAGAGUAUCGCUUAUGCUUCUCACGCUGUUCGAGUUGUGGGUGGCACUGGACACCAUUGCAAGUACCAUAUAUCCGCUCCUCUACGCGUAUCCACCGGAAUUCCCCGUAAAGUUUUUUGAGCCACUUCUUCUCAGGAACAGAACGGAGUUGGAGAGACUUUCCAAAAUCGAACUUCACAUCAGAUCGCGACAGUCACGGUGUACUUUGAACAAUCCUUCUCUCUUCGCCGACCCGUCACCAGAAUGCUUUGCUGUUAGAUUCUAUGACCAAUCUUCUGAUCUACAAAAUUUGCGCGCCCGAGUCGAACAGGAUGCCCACCAAGCGAAGAGAGCCAAGUCCCGCGAGUGGGAACAGAAGAAGAGAGAAUUUGACACACUCAUGAAACAAGUUGAACAAAUGGAAUGUGGCGUCUUCACCCCCCGAGGGGUGGACGAGCAUGGGAAGCCAUAUAUUGGAAGACCCCGGCAUGACAGAUUUUGCCGCAAAUGUGAAAAGGAGAAGAUUGCCAAGAAUAUUAAGAUAUCGAAGCACGAGUGGCCGCUCCCAGAAGACGAGACAAUGUGCAAAGCUGUCAUCUUUGAACUUGCCACGCCCGAGUCGAUUGUCUCAUGGAGGGACGCUACAUUUUUCUUACUCCACGAUGUGGGCAGGGCGAGAAAUACUAUCGGGUCGCCGCCGCAGCCGGUAUUGCUAUCAUACGCGCCACUUGAGAAAUACGCCCAGCGGAAAAAUAGACGUAUCACUCUCGCGUCCUCGGUCAAGCCUGUGAUCCAGUCGCACUACCUCAGAGCGUCAUUGAAUGUUGAUCCAGUCUUCGUCAGCAACGGCCUCCAUCCGAGAAUGAGAGAUACCUCGACUCUGGGUCUUUGGACUGCAGAACAGACUUCGAUCCCUUCGCUGCACCGCUACUGCUAUACUAAGCUCAUUGCUGGUUCGGAUGGAAGUCUCGAUGAAUAUGUCAACCUCACCAGUCAUACGCAGAAUCGGGUCAUCUCACAACAAUCAAGAUGUCCUUCGGAGAUGGGCUCUCAUGAAUAUGUGCUAUUCGGAUCGCUAAGGUCCGGAGAAAGACUACAACUAUUCAAUGUUCUCGGAGCUUUUAUGUCUGCUGAAAUUGACUUCAACUCACCCGCAACGGCUCUGCUGUUUCGUUACGCUAUUUCCCAAGUGGGCACAGCGCGCUGUGCUUCGCCGCUUUAUCUACGUGAAUCUCAGAUUGUGUUGGAGGAUGAACACUUCAGUUGUUCUCUCCUAGAUGCCCUGGAGAGCGCAUUUUUGAAAAUCGAAGUCAACUUCAAAGAAGCAGCAGCUGCGGCAAUAUUGGUUGGAGUGGUUCUCAAGGCUUUAUCAUUGUCAUCGUUCUCCCAAAUUGCGACGCGCUGCAUGAACCUUGUCCUCCAGAUUCGUCAAUCCGCUCUAGGUUGGAUACGCCAGAUGAACAAGCUCUACGCGGAUCACAAGAACGCUCAUGCCGACAACUCUAUUCUCAGAGAUCUAUCGCGUCAGAUCUUGACUGCUUGUAUUCUUUGUCGCCGCACCUAUGGUGUCGACACAGAGGCCCAGCCGUCGAUGUUCUCCGACCACGAUGCUGUGGCGGACUAUGUAGAGGCUUCAGUCCACCUCCAUACACAUCGAAAAUCCCACUCUGACACAAAAGAUCCCAAGAACAAAAUGGAACUUUUGAAUGAUGCGUAUCUUGCGCGGCGAAAUGAGAAGCAUCUCCUAGUCGCUUUUCAGCUCAACGAGUCAGCAAUCACAGAUGGUAUCAAGAGAUUCUGGACAACUGCAGUGCUCACCGACAAGUGGCAGCUUGUACACCGAGAUGAUUCUUCCUGGAUCUCGAAUCGGGCUUCUUCUAAAGUCGUCCACUAUAAUCUUGUGACGGGUAGCCUCCUUGUCUCUGGUCGGGCAAUUUCUCAGCUUCCCGCUCAGUACACAUCUAGCCCUCUUUACCGCUCGAUCUUCGGAGAACUUGACCUCGAUGUCUUUGCCGCUGAUACCGAAGACAUGGAGUAUGUGUCCAAAGAUGAUUUUCACGGCCAUCGAGUUUAUUUUGGCAUGCGUGGCGAUGUUCUUCUUAUUCGUUCGCAGAAUAACGAUGAGACCUUCGAAGCAAUCCAGCGUGACCAUUUUCGAGGAGAUCUUCCGCGAGUAAUUGUUGAGGAUACCACUCCUUGGAUGUCCUUGAGGGACGGCAGAGUGGAAUUUCGUUCUAGGAAGCGACCAUUCCGCUCAGAUGUAUCUGACUGGACUCUCAUCACUGAUGUCAAGUCAGGGUCCAAGAAACGCAUGUAUGCCGACCAGAAGUAUCUGAUAGAUACCCACAGUCAGGUUGGCUCGAUCAUCUGUAACGCCCUACGGCCGAUUGAACAGUCAUAUCACAUCGUCGUCACGUUCUGCAAAAACACGACAAUCGAGAUUGAGCUCCCUCGCUAUCAUUUGCACUUUUUCGUCGAUUUCCAAGGUCGAAUUGUUUGCAAGGAGCUUUCGGCCUUUGUUGAUUCUGACCAGGCACUAGGGACUCUGCAUGGAUUCCGGUCUCGUCUGAUUUUGCGGACUACGAGCAAGCUUCCAGGAUCGAACUUGAGAACCGUUCUUAUUCCACACGGCGAUGUGAGCAUAACAGCAGCACCUCCUCAUAUAUCUGCUCAAGUCCAGUUGGACGAUACUCAUUCUGUGAGUUUUUCGCAAUUCCGGGUUGAUGUCAGACUUGGACAGUUGAUCAGCCAAGAUCUGGAAGCCCAUCUUUACAAGGCAUACCUGCAUGCCAUCACAAGCUUCCCGGAAUCUGAUUCUCUGACUGGCAGAACUGGCACGGAGGAGAGCCUGUUCGCUUUGUCAGAUCAUAUCUGUCGCACCUGCCAACCACUUUCCAAGCGUGCCCAAGCCAUUCUGUCUUUGAUAGCUCAACUCACUCCAGGGCGGAAAUUCUAUCCGCCUCAUCUCAAGACUAUGCAGACUGUCACUUUCGACAAUAUUCUUCCUGUUAUGGCCCAACGCGAUAUCUUCUUUGGAACAGUCCAUAAGAUUAUCGCCCACAACAUGAAAGCAGAUUGGUUGUUUGAUGCCAAUGUGACUGCCAUACCGUACAAGGGAGACUUUGCACUGUUGGAUAGAUCUCACCACCGAACACGCAAGCUUUUCCCAAGCGAAUCUGUGGCAUCAAUGUCUCACUCUGUUAAUGACGAGAAUUAUUGCUCGCGGGAUCAAGAGUUGGAUCGCAACUUCCGCGCGUCAGCUGACAUGGCUUGCCUUGUAGAAUCCUCGCAAUCUGCAUUCAGUGUUGAUACGUCCUGGACGAGCAAGAUACAAACAUGGAAAAAAGUCAGUGGAUUCAGCAAGGGCUUUACAUUCAACUCCUUCUCGAGUCUGUUAGGUCAGGACUUUAGAGACAUCUUUCCCCGCCUAAUGGGUUUUUGCAGAUCAGCCUCUACCUCAAAGGAGAGCCUCAUGUUCGUUCUAUCGCUCUUAGCGUUUGAACAGCCCGCAAUUGGCGAACAGUUAAGGGCACUCCUCGCGUUCGCAAUCUCACCCGCACUCAGGGAUCUCGCGGCUCCCAGACACGAUUCCUACGAUUUGAGAGACGGGCACACACUCCAUCACAAGGAGAUCUUGAUGCUCCUUUCUCAAUGUGAGCAACCAUUUGUCCCCAGCCAAACUUCAGAAGCCGAUGAGGACAGAAUUGCAGAAGAGCGACUACGGUUUCGAAAAGAGCUGGCAGCUCAGCGCGAAUCAAUCCUAGAAGCUUUGCGCAAAGCCUGGCCGUGUGAAACUGUUCAGUUGCCGGCAGAGCAAUCCCUGAAUCACUACAAAGUUUCAGAGCUAGAAGUGCUUCUGGAUGGGAGGGUUGCGGUGUGGCACAAGAAUUACCUCUUCUUGCAACUCUUGGAAGAUUAUGAUCGGAGGCUGGAAGCUUUUAAUACCAGCUGGACUGGCCCGGAUAUUCCUGACACUAUUGUCGACUUUGAGCACACCACCUGUUCUUCGCCUCAAGAUACACAUUUUUCGCUACUUGGCCUCAUGGCCAUGACCCCAAUCACCGUUGAGGACUUUAACGAGAGCGAGCCCACUGGCUUGGACGGCGAUCUUUCGCAAUUGGUAUCUCAAAAGUUGACUCUUCCACUUCUGGAGUCUAACCAAGCUCGUUCUAGCUGGGAGGAUCUAGAAGAUAUUGUUGAAGAUCUGUCCUGUGAUUCUUCCGUAGCGGUCCGCGAGUAUGGGCAGCUAUUGGGAAACAGUAUCGAAGCCAUGAAGUCCCGAUCGGAUCAGGCCCAACCGAAGAUGAAGUUGCCUUCGAGCGAGGUUCUGACUCAAAAGCUCGAAGAGUCUAGAGGUCACAUUGCCUAUGUCUUAGCUCGGACAUGUACGCUUUUACGACCGCGCCUUCCCUCCUAUCGGGGUCUGGUUACCGCUAAAAUUUGGCCCCAGGUUUCUGAGUUAACUUUACUCCAGCUCCUCUCAGCUAAACAUCGAAAGAGAGUUACUGCUUGUUGGAUGCCAGUUCUACUCCAGUUCGCAAGAGAGAUUACAGCCGCUCAGCGAGUGGAAAGAUUACAGAAGUAUCUUGACACCGAGGAUGCGUUCGCUCUCAACAAUGAGCUGGCAAAUCCUGCGCAUUCUGUAUGGUCACCUGAAGAGCGGCCUGACUGGCUGCUACUCGAAUGCCAAAACAACUUUCUUAUUCGCCCAGUCCAGAUUCAGGUGGCAAAAGAGUUGCUCAAGCCGGAAAAUGGGACCGUGUUGUUGGGUAUGGGCGAGGGAAAGACAAGUGUCAUUCUAAAUCUAGUGGUAACGGCACUUGCUCGAGGUUCACAUCUAGUUCGGGUUGUUGUUCUGAAGCCUCUCGCUCAAGAAAUGCUCCGGCUUUUGUCGCGAUCUCUUGCAGGCUUGGUGGGACGAACCCUCUACUAUCUGCCCUUCUCCAGGCAGACCACUCUAACUGCUGAAACACCACAGCGAUUAAUGAGUCUGUAUCAGGAGUGCCGUCAAACCGGAGGAAUCCUUCUUACUCUACCCGAGUAUUUGAACUCGUUUCGUCUUGUGGGAAUCGAUAAGCUGGCACAGGACACACAUGAUAUCGCUACUAAACUCAUCCGUGUUCAGAAGUGGCUCGAUUUUAAUGCUAGAGAUGUCCUCGAUGAAUCUGACGAGUUGUUAAAGCCUGCAUACGAGCUCGUUUACACGAACGGGGAAGCAAACCUCCUUUCGGGAGCGCCGGAUCGCUGGAAUAUCUCGUUAGAGAUCUUGGAUCUAAUUCGGAAAAAAGCGAAGGCACUCUACAUCGAGUUCCCAAAAGCUGUUGAAGUCGAAAUACAAAGCCGGGGCUCGUUCCCUCACGUCAGAGUGCUUAAUGAAGACGGCGCCGCAGCAGUAGCUAACUUAGUUACCAAGGCCAUCGUCGAUGGGCAACUUCCAAGCCUUUCUCUCGGUCACUGCAACCCACACGUGCUUCAGGCCAUCAGCUCAUUCAUACUUAAUGUCGACAUCGAAGCCGCGCAAUUGGAAUUGGUGGCCCGACACUUUCAGAGCUCUGCUAAACUCGAUCUUCUCUACGUCGCUAGAGGAUUGGUUUCCCACCAGAUACUGAGCCACACUCUUCGUAAACGUUGGAAAGUAAAUUAUGGACUGGAUCGGACGCGAACUCUAAGCGCAGUUCCAUAUCGCGCAAAAUCAGUUCCAUCGCCCAGUGCUGAAUUCGCCCAGCCGGAAGCAUCAAUCAUCCUGACCGCGCUCUCGUUUUACUACACGGGCAUCCUUCGCCCAGAUUUGAGGAGAUGUCUCCUUAUUUUGCUCAGAUUGCCAGACCCUGCUGAUGCUUAUGGUAAAUGGGUGAAAUAUUCUGGUCUCCCGGGCAAAUAUAGCAAAGUCAACUCUAUCAACCUGGACGAUGCUUCUUGUGUUGAUAUUCUGUAUGACCAUCUCCGCUACAAUAGUGAGUUGAUAAGUUUCUUCCUACGGCAUGUCGUCUACCCUUCGGAAGCAAAAGAGUUUCGAUACAAAUUAUCCACCUCGGCUUGGGAUUUGUGUCAAAACGUCGGAGUUCUCACGGUGGGCUUCAGUGGAACUUGCGAUAGCAAAAUACCAAUCGUGCAGAAGGAUCUUCCUGAUUUAAGACAUAUCACGGCCUCUACUCUGAGCACGCUGCUACGAUACGAAAAUCGGCAGUACUUCUGUGCUGCGUCACCGUCUGGUCAGCGUCUCACAACUAAGAAGCUGUUGCAACGUAUCACUGCAGACGGACUAGUCGACGUCAUUAUCGACGUCGGUGCUCAAAUGCUAGAGGGAAACAAGGAAAUAGCCCAGUUAUGUUUGCAGAUCAGUCCGAAGAAGAUGGCAACGAUAUUCUUUUCGGACAACGAUGAGAAGAUGGUCUUGAAUCGUGAUGGUUCAACCGAAUCACUUGCAUCAUCCAUCUUUAAAGACGAGCUGAAAAGCUGUCUGAUUUUUCUCGAUCAGUUUCAUACAAGAGGCACAGACUUUCAGCUCCCAGACAACUUUACUGCCGCAGUUCUUUUGGGACCUGGAAUCCUGAAAGAUAAUCUGGCACAAGCUUGUAUGCGGAUGAGGAAACUAGCUGUCUCUCAGCGAGUCAGAUUCUAUGCUCCCCCAGAGGUUGAUCAAGCAAUUCGAAGCAUUACCAAUGAUCCAUCAGGAAAUCUUGACAGCCUACAUGUUGUCCGCUGGGCCAUUAACGAGUCCUGUCUUGCUCUGAAAAAGCAAGAUCCACAGUACAUAACUCGAGGUCUACUGCACUCACGACGGCGACUUGCUGCAGAUCGUCACAUCUCUUCGGAUGGAAAAAUUACGAAUCCCGAGCAGUAUCUGGACACUAUUCGAGAACGAGAGUGCCGCCCUGUGUCUGAGCUGUACUGUGCGAGCGGAGGUCACGGAGCAGAGCUGCCGUUUGAACCAACUUUCAAAGAGUCACAAGAUUCUGUGAUCCAAUGUUUGCGCGCAGAUUUGGAGCGAAUUAAAAUGGUGGAGUUCGAGGACAGUGGAAUCACACAAGAACAAGAGCGGGAAAUAUUGCAUGAAGUUGAAGAAGAGAGGGAGGUACAACGUCCCCGAGAAGUUUUGCCUGCCACCCCUCAACACUGUCAGAGACUAUUGGACUUCAUUCGAAACGGGACACCUCUUACUGGCACCCCUGAGCUUCGUCCGUGCUUCGAGAUCCUGGAGCAGACCCGUCUCGCGCUUUAUUAUCAUCGAGAUUUUCCGGCACAUGUCUUGGUGACCAGAGAUUUCAUGCGAACCGUCCAGAACAAGGACGAUUCUCCUGAAGAUGAUUUCUUGAGACCGGUACAGUGGGUCGUGAAGACAUCAGAAAUAAACCAGCUCAUCAUCAUUAGCCCGCAUGAAGCUGACGUGUUUUUUCAUUCGAUUCGGGAAUCAACGCGGGCUACCAUGCAUAUGUAUCAAGCUCGUACCUCUCGCGGUAUGGUUUCCUUCGACGCAUUGAAUAUAUGCAAGCUUCCAGCGAACAACGCCUCUGGAGAAAUCACACCACAAGCGGUGGCUCUGCUUGGCCUCUUCGCGGGUCAGUUGUACUUCACUUCUUUCGAGCACUACAAGGAAUUUUGUACGCUAACUGGUCUCUUCGAUGGAGAACGUCCCCUACCUCACAAGAGGCAGGUGGCGAACGACAACUUUGUUUCACCUUCCUGUCGGAAAGCGAAUGGGUGGACAGAGUGUACGUUCAAGACAAGCCCGGUCACUUGGAUCAAGGGAUUUAUUGAUAUGCGGCGGGCAGGCAUCGAGUGGACGCAUACUCAUAUGGGACGAGUUCUCAAUGGACAGAUCUUGCGGAGACAGGAUUUCGAAGAAGAAGAUGAGGAGAAAGCCAGGGCACAGGAUAUGGAAGAGUUGAGCCUUGACGGGGAGGAUGCUAAUGAAGAGUCGGAGACUGCAGAGUCAGAAUGA
Molecule: messenger RNA, 9300 nt
Organism: Cladophialophora psammophila CBS 110553
Lineage: Eukaryota; Fungi; Ascomycota; Eurotiomycetes; Chaetothyriales; Herpotrichiellaceae
Exons: 2
Coding region: 1-9300 (3099 amino acids)
Source: RefSeq, a predicted model, not a curated record